GAGUUAUGUCUAUGUUCGCGUUGGUUUCUCUGACAUCGUGCCCGAGUACGCCAAGUUCCCCGGCUACCUCGCGCCCUCCUCGGACCUGAAGUUCGCGGACGUGCCGAACGGCCUCGCGGCCGUCAGCAAGGUCCCCGCCGAGGGCUGGUUGCAGUGGCUCGCCCUGUGCGGCUUCUACGAGACCUGCGUGAACGGGGAGUCCAAGCCGGGCGAGCCGGGCAACUACGGCAGGGGCCGCCUCGGCUUCACCGGCGCCAGCAUCGAGGACCCCGAGGGUCGCAAGAGGGCCCUGAACGCCGAGAUCGCCAACGGGCGCCUGGCCAUGGUGGCCAUCAUCGGCAUGUUCUUCCAGGACGGCCUGACCGGGUCUGCGUGGGGCGACUGGGACGUCUACCACGGCAGUGCACUGCAGAGCGGCAAGAUGAGCCCCGGUUACAACACGCUGCCGGAGUGGGAGGGCGUCGCGAGUGGCUUCGAGGGCUCGGUCGGCGACCAGGAGCCCCUGGGAUUCUGGGACCCCGCUGGCUUCACAAAGGAUGGGGACGUAGAGAAGUUCAAGCGCCGCAGGGAGGUGGAGCUGAAGCACGGCCGUGUUUCCAUGCUGGCGACCAUCGGCUACAUCGUGCCCGAGUACUACAAGUUCCCUGGCUACCUGUCUCCCUCCGAGGGAAUCAGAUUCGAGGACGUUCCCAACGGGCUGGGCGCUCUUUCGAAGGUGCCCCCAGCGGGCCUGGCCCAGUUCGCGGCCUUCAUCGCCUUCCUCGAGCUGGUGUACAACAAGCCCAGCGCCGAGCCAGGCAACUACGGCAAGGGGAACUUGGGCCUGGGCUCGCUCGGCCUCGGAGGCUCCAUCACGGACCCCAAGUUGCGGGCGAAGAAGUUGAGCGCCGAGGUCUCGAACGGGCGCUUGGCAAUGGUGGCCAUCAUUGGCAUGUUUUUCCAGGACGGUCUGACUGGUUCCGCAUGGGGCGACUGGGCGCUGUACACAGGCAGCCCGCUGCGCAGCGGCAAGAUGGCACGAUUUGGUACGCGUUGA
Messenger RNA from Prorocentrum cordatum, 1036 nucleotides. Lineage: Eukaryota; Dinophyceae; Prorocentrales; Prorocentraceae. The record is from the annotation of a GenBank genome assembly.